AUGGAUCCACGACACAAACUUUACAAAACACUCGACACUCUUACGAUCGAUUCAGAAAAUACCAGAGCGAUGAGUGCAAGAACGGAUGCGGAGGCCACGAACGUGCAGGCUACCUCCGGCGUUACCAUGGAAGGAAUCAAGAAGAAACUGGAAGACGGACUCGGUGCAAUACAUGUUGAGAUUGAAGAUUUGAGUGGCGGAUGUGGACAAAUGUACGAGGCUAUUAUCGUAUCACCACAAUUUGCCAAGAAGACAACUCUAGCACGACACCGGCUAGUCAACAGUACGCUGAAGGAGGAAAUCGCAGCGAUACAUGCGUGGACACCAAAGUGUCAUACGCCGGAGGAAUGGGAGAAGAAGAAACCACAGUAA
Molecule: messenger RNA, 372 nt
Organism: Bipolaris oryzae ATCC 44560
Lineage: Eukaryota; Fungi; Ascomycota; Dothideomycetes; Pleosporales; Pleosporaceae
Exons: 2
Coding region: 1-372 (123 amino acids)
Biological process (GO): intracellular iron ion homeostasis
Cellular component (GO): cytosol; nucleus
Molecular function (GO): 2 iron, 2 sulfur cluster binding
Source: RefSeq, a predicted model, not a curated record